Molecule: messenger RNA, 1827 nt
Organism: Cuculus canorus (common cuckoo)
Lineage: Eukaryota; Metazoa; Chordata; Aves; Cuculiformes; Cuculidae
Gene: GALK2
Product: galactokinase 2
Exons: 11
Coding region: 257-1561 (434 amino acids)
Biological process (GO): galactose metabolic process; carbohydrate phosphorylation
Cellular component (GO): cytoplasm; cytosol
Molecular function (GO): ATP binding; galactokinase activity
Source: RefSeq, a predicted model, not a curated record
CGGCAGUUCCUCAGCCCCGCGCGGGGCCGCCCGGAAGGAAGGGCGGCGUCUGUCCGUGUCCGUCUGUCCGUGCCGUGACGGAGCGGCCAUGGCAGCGCCCGGGCCCGGCACCGCGGAGCCGAGCAGAUUCCCCCCAUGGACUACAAUAUUAUCAAUGUGAUCUAGAAAAGGGUUUGUACAAUGAAAUGGCAGAAGUUGUUCCAGCGAAUUGGAAAAAUGACAAACCAGUCACUUUAGAUUGCAGAAGCUGAAGGAGAUGUUUAUAUCAAAAUUUGGAUCAGCUCCAAAGUUUUAUGUUCGUGCACCAGGGCGAGUCAACUUAAUAGGAGAACAUAUCGACUACUGUGGUUACGCUGUGCUCCCUAUGGCCAUAGAACAAGAUAUACUGAUUGCAGUAGAACCUGUGAAAACUCAAGUUCUGCAACUGGCAAAUACCAAUUCUUCAUAUCUGGAUUUCAGUAGUAGUGUUAAUAACAUUCAGAUUAACAAAACCAAACCUCAGUGGCAUAACUACUUCCUGUGUGGACUGAAGGGUAUUCAGGAACAUUUUGGUCUUAAUAACCCAACUGGAAUGAAUUGUCUGCUAGAUGGAACCAUCCCUCCAAGUUCUGGUCUCUCUAGCUCCAGUGCUUUGGUGUGCUGUGCAGGACUCGUGACACUAAAAGCUAAUGGAAAAACCCUCUCUAAGGUGGAACUUGCAGAAAUUUGCACAAAGAGUGAACGUUAUAUUGGCACAGAAGGUGGAGGAAUGGACCAGUCAAUCUCUUUUCUGGCAGAAGAAGGAACUGCCAAGCUGAUAGAGUUCAGUCCUCUGAGGGCAACUGAUGUUAGACUUCCAAGUGAAGCAGUGUUUGUUAUUGCUAACAGUUGUGUUGAAAUGAAUAAAGCAGCAACUUCUCAUUACAAUAUUAGGGUAAUGGAGUGUCGUCUGGCUACAAAGCUUCUCUCAAAGUCGAAAGGCUUGGACUGGAAAAAAAUGUUGAGACUCUGUGAUGUGCAAAUCAGCCUAGGAGUUAGCCUAGAGGAAAUGCUGACCAUUGUCGAGGAGGUAUUACAUCCUGAGCCUUACAGCACAGAGGAAAUUUGUAAAUGCCUGGGAAUUAGCCUGGAGGAGCUCCGCUCUCAGAUCCUGAGUCAAAACACGCAAGAUGUUUCCACCUUUAAGCUAUACCAGCGCGCAAAGCAUGUGUAUAGUGAAGCUGCCAGAGUGCUGGAAUUUAAGAGGAUAUGCGACAACACACCUGCCAAUGCAAUCCAGCUGCUGGGAGAAUUAAUGAACCAGAGCCAUAUCAGCUGCAGGGAAAUGUAUGAAUGCAGCUGUCCUGAACUGGAUCGGCUGGUAGACAUCUGCCUGCAAUUUGGGGCCAUCGGGUCACGUCUGACUGGAGCUGGAUGGGGUGGCUGCACUGUGUCAAUGGUGCCUACUGACAAGCUGGAUACUUUCCUAGAAAAUGUUAAAAAAGCUUAUUACCAAACCGAUGUGCAAAGGUUAGCGCUGGAGAAGAACAGUCUGUUUGCUACCAAACCUGGAAGAGGAGCUUUGGUUUUUGCUGAGGCCUAAAGAACAUAAAAAUUUUAAAGAAACUAUGUAGGGUAUUUAGAACUGGCAGUACUUCCCAUGCCACAGUAAAUGAAUGCCUUUUCUGGUUUUCAUUGUAAUGAGCAGACACUAUUAUCAAAAUAUAUUUCUGAAGAAGUGAUUAAAAGAAAAUUCUUUGAUCAUUAAGCCUUUUUUCAUACGAAAAGUAUCUUUCAGUGUAAACUUGGAUGUACAAAACCUUGUGACAAGGAAAACUGAAGUUGAAAUAAAGAGCAUACUUUGUUACA